Molecule: messenger RNA, 2622 nt
Organism: Eruca vesicaria subsp. sativa (arugula)
Lineage: Eukaryota; Viridiplantae; Streptophyta; Magnoliopsida; Brassicales; Brassicaceae
Source: the annotation of a GenBank genome assembly
AAAAAAAAACUGUCCAAAAACAAUACUAAAAAGUUUCUCUCUUUCUCUCUGGAGAAUCUCACGCCGUUUCGUUUCUUCCUCCAAGCUCACGCCUUUGCCGCCGGAUCGGCUCUGCUCCGGCGACCCAUUACAGGCUUGCUUGGUAGCUGUGGAAACUUUCUGUGUCUAGCUUUGUUACUAAGUAGUAUUGUGGGUUUGGUUUGAUUUAUUGAAAGUCUCCAUUUUUAUUAAGUGGAAGCUAAUUGCUUUCUUGGAGUGAGAGUUCUUGGUUUUCUAGGGUUCUUAUUCUGAAUUGAGUUUAGUUAUGGCUGAACCUGCUAUGGUGGAUAGAGGGAUUCAAAGCUUAAUGUCUGCAAGAAAGUCUCUAAAGUCGAGUCUGGAGAAAUCUAAAGCCAUUGGUUUAGCUUUGGAGAGAACCGGUCCUAGGUUUGCUGAGAUUGAGCAGAGAUUACCUUCCCUUGAAGCUGCUGUGAGGCCUAUAAGAGCAGAUAGAGAAGCUCUUGUAGCUGUUGGUGGCCACAUUAACCGAGCUGUUGGUCCUGCAGCUGCAGUUCUCAAGGUGUUUGAUGCUGUCCAUGGACUUGAGAAGUCUUUAUUAUCAGAUCCCAAGAACGAUCUCUCUGGGUACUUAGCGGUGUUGAAGCGGUUAGAGGAAGCUUUGAAGUUUCUAGGUGAGAAUUGUGGGUUAGCUAUCCAGUGGCUGGAGGAUAUUGUUGAGUAUUUGGAAGAUCACAAUGUUGCUGAUGAGAAGUAUCUUUUGAAUUUGAAGAACUCUUUGAAAGGUCUCAGGGAGUUUCAAGAAGAGAAAGCUAGGCUUGAUGGUGGGCUUAGGGAAGCUGCUUUGGACAAACUUGAGAACGAGUUCAGGAGGCUAUUGAAGGAUAACAGUGUUCCACUUCCCAUGGCGUCUCCACCAUCAUUAGGAGAACAAGCAUGCAUUGCACCGUCUCAGUUACCUGUAACCGUAAUCCAUAAACUGCAAGCCAUUCUUGGGAGGCUCAGAGCUAACAACAGACUCGAAAAGUGUGUUUCGAUAUACGUGGAAGUGAGGAGCUCUAACGUUAGAGCUAGUCUUCAAGCACUUGACUUAGACUAUCUAGACAUCUCUGUUACCGAGUUCAACGACGUGCAGAGCAUAGAAGGCUAUAUAUCUCAGUGGGGGAAUCAUUUAGAGUUUGCUGUUAAGCAUCUGUUCGAAGCCGAGUUCAAGCUUUGCAACGAUGUGUUUGAGAGAGUUGGUUUAAAUGUUUGGAUGGAUUGCUUCUCCAAGAUCGCUGCUCAAGCUGGUAUGCUCGCGUUUCUCCAGUUUGGGAAAACUGUUACCGAUAGCAAGAAAGAUCCAAUCAAGCUUCUGAAGCUGCUUGACAUCUUCACUUCAUUGAACAAACUGAGAGCUGAUUUCAACCGUCUCUUUGGUGGAGCAGCUUGUAUUGAGAUCCAAAACUUCACAAGAGAUCUCAUCAAGAAGCUAAUAGACGGUGCAGCUGAGAUCUUCUGGGAGCUUUUGGUUCAGGUAGAGAUUCAGAAGCAAAUCCCGCCGCCUAGCGACGGUGGUGUUCCUAGACUAGUCAGUUUUGUAACUGAUUACUGUAAUAAACUUAUAGGAGACAAAUACAAGUCAACGCUUACUCAAGUUCUGCUCAUAAACAAAAGCUGGAGAUCAGAAAGGUUCCAAGAUAAUCAGCUUAUGGUUGAGGUUCUAAGAAUAAUCAAAAUGAUUGAACACAACAUGGAUGCAUGGAUGAAAGCGUAUCCGGAUCAAACGCUAGCUCAUUUCUUCGGUAUGAACAAUCACUGGCAUCUAUACAAGAGCUUAAAGGGUACUAGAAUUGGAGAUCAGUUAGGAGAUUCAUGGCUGAAGGAACAUGAUCAGUACAAAGAGUAUUACGCUACUGUCUUCCUUAGAGACACUUGGGGUAAGCUCCCAAGCCAUUUGAGCAGGGACGGGCUUAUACUCUUCUCUGGUGGACACGCCACGGCUCGUGAUCUUGUCAAGAAGAGGCUGAAGUCUUUUAACGAUGCGUUUGAUGAGAUGUAUAAGAAGCAAUCCACAUGGGUUGUACCUGAAAAAGAUUUGAGGGAGAGAGUUUGUCAACAGAUUGUUCAGGCUGUUGUGCCGGUUUACAGAAGCUAUAUGCAAAACUAUGGGCCGUUGGUUGAGAAAGAUGCUAGUUCGAGCAAGUACGUGAGAUACUCAGUGGUGGCUUUGGAGAAGAUUCUCAGCUCUCUUUACAUUCCUAGGCCUAUGAGAUAUGGGAGUUUUAAAGGAACACUACCGAGUGAGAAAGUUAAGAACGAUGUUGACCUGAGACGUACUACUUCUGCUGUUGUCUGAUUAAUGUGAUCAUUGUUGUGUCUGCUCUUGCAUCUCCCCGGGAAGCUUAUCUUCAAUGGAGAAGCAGAUGUAGUCUUUUUAUACGUAUAUAAAAUACUGUCAAAUUAGGUAUAGCUUUUUUAGUCAUUGAUCAAGUCCUUUUAGUUUAUUUAUUUCAUUUUAGGGACCAGGAGGGUUGGAUUCUUCUAUUUAAUGCGAUAACCAGAAGAUCUGUUGUUCUUAGUUGUUGUGCUCUACCAUUUGUGACUUUUUAUGAAUCUUUUUUAAAAUAAUGGAGAAUGUAGGAA